CCCAAGAGAAACGACUCCUGCAACUUUUCAUUUCAUCACAGGGAGCGUCAUUUGCGUAAACGUUACAAUGAGAUGGCCUUAUGUAGGUUAUCAGAUGCACUGGAGCCCCCUUGAGCAUGUCUGAAAUUAAUGUCAGAAUGACGAAUAUGAUGAAGGGCUGCGAUGAAUAUUUCAUGCAUGACCCAUAUGAGGAAAAGAGAGAGGGAGAGAGCAGGAGGGAUGCUGAGAGACGCUGUGCGCGGUUCGGCGGAGCCUGAGCUGCUGCUGCUGCUGCUGCUGCUGCUGCUGAUGCGGGGAGGCUGACUGACUGACAGACAGAGAGAGGGAGGGUCUAUUCCACGCGUGGAUUAUUAUUGCUCUGCUUCGCGCUUUAUCCAUAAGGGAAGCACCCGAGGAGAAUCGGAAGAAACCGAAGCCCAGACCCGAAAAGAGCUGUCGUGAGGGACCACAGCGAUCGCUCAGGGUGAUGACGGUGCCCUCGGCCCAUGAGUUUCAUUGGCAGAGCCUGGCGUGUCUUUCCAGUGGCCGCGUGUAUCACUCAUUGGCUGAUGUCGGGGGGCAGCUGUAUAUGGUGGGGGGUUGCAAUGCCUCGGGUCGACCCACCAGCGCUCUUGAUCUCUACUCCCCUGAGGUGGACCGCUGGCUCAGUCUUCCUUCGAUGCCCACACCGAGAGCCGGUGCGGCGGUGGCUGUCUUAGGUAAGCAGCUGCUGGUGGUCGGGGGAAUGGGGAAGGACCAGCGCCCCCUGAAGGCUGUGGAGGUAUACAGCACAGAAGAAGGCAAGUGGAGGAAGAGGUGCUCGCUCAGAGAGGCGUCCAUGGGGCUUUCUGUCACUGUUAGAGACGGCAGAGCUCUUGCUGUUGGGGGAAUGGGAGCAGACCUCCUGCCUAGAAGUGUUCUCCAGCAAUACGACCUUCGCAAGGACAUGUGGGCGCUCCUUCCGCCCAUGCCCACCCCGCGCUACGAUACCAGCAUCUGCCUACUGGGCUCCAAAAUCUACGUGGCAGGUGGACGUCAGUGUAAGCGUUUGGUGAAGGCGUUUGAAGUCUUUGACAUGGAAAGCCGCACCUGGUCCUCUCUACCCAGCCUGCCCUGCAAGAGAUCUUAUUCUGGGGUCUUAUGGGACAGCGCCGGGCAUCUCUGCUGGUUAGGAGGGCUCAGACAAGGAGGAAUACACCAAAGUUCAAAGUUUACCAAGAAUGUUAACAUCUUUGACACCAACCAAGGAACUUGGUUAAAAUCAGAGGACACUGUACCCUUGAAGACCAAGCGAGCAGACUUUGCCGCAGCCAUAGUGCGAGGCAGAAUGAUCGUGGCGGGAGGUCUAGGCCAUCAGCCAUCAGUGCUGGACACUGUUGAAGCCUUCCAUCCUGAAAAAAGAAAAUGGGAGAGGCUGUCGCCUAUGGUGACACCACGUUGCUCUGCCACCAGCAUCGUGAUCCGUGAUCGCUUACUGGUAGUAGGAGGCGUCAAUCAAGUCCCAAGCUCUGCCCACGAGAUUCUAUAUGUAAAAGAGGAGGAGAUUCUUUAACCAUAGAACUUUAGGUUUACACAUCAGAAAAAGUUGCCUUCCGUGAUCAAGUAAAACAUAAAUUUUCACAUAAAAGGUGCGGUCACGUUUACCAUAGCUUUGGGAAAUUUUGCAGGCAAAAUCCAGUCUGUGCGAUUGAGAGUUUUCACAUGAGAGGCAAAAAAAUUCUCAAUUCAGUUGUCGCUCUUCAAGUUGGUCAUGCAAAUCUGCCGCGCUGAGCAAUAGAAAUCUGCUUGGUUUGAAAGUGAUUCUGUGUGAGAUGUGCUUCAUACAUAUCUACGCUAUUGACAGUCGAACUUUUUUUUGCGAAAUUUUGCAGGCAAAAUCCAGAUCUGCACAAUUGGGAAUUUUCCAGCACAGUUUUUCCUCUUGUUUAAGCAAAUUCACCAAGCUGACCAACAGAAAGCUGUUUGGUUCAUGUGGCGAAUUCUCGUGACCAACUUGAAUAUGUUUUCGCCCGCCAAAUUUUGCUAAUGUGACCACACCUUAAAGCCUGAAAUACACUCUACAGUACUCAAAUACGCAAAUGUGAGUGCUUGCAGUGCAUUGCAAAUGCAGUAAGGGAGGCCGUAGUUUCCUUCAAACAUCUGUCUUAAACCGAAUUCAGGUAGCUAGCUACAAACAUGUUAACAGUUUAAAUGUAAAAUGUGUCAUUUUUGCACCCCUAGUGCAAGAUUCUCUUCAAACUGUUGCUCCGCCAUGACAGUAGUUGAGCUAAACAGAGCAAUGACAGUAGAAGACAAUGUUUACAUUUAUUGCCUACUAUAGCACCCCUUGUGGCAAUGCUGACAUAUUUCAUAAUGUGAAGAUGCAUGAAAUCAAACUAGAGCUGAUGUUUAUGUACUUAUGUAGAGUAUGUUUUGAGCUUAAUGUCAGCACAGGAAGGAACUUGAAUGCUAGACUGUUCAAACAAAUAAGCCACACUAUGUGACAAGGAAUAACUAAAGCACAUUGUACGGAACAACAUGUAUUUAAGUUCCACAAAGCUUGCUGUUAAUGCCAUUAUUACAAAAUUCACAGCAACGACAAUCUGCCUUUUAAAGCCAACAGCACCAAACACCCACUGAAUGAUCUAAGCCAACAACAUAUGCACAAACACAGCUUCAGAAACACAAUAAAUAAGUGUUUGAAAUAGAAACAGAUUUAGCAGUCUCCCUAUAACAGUGUAUUGAGAUAUUUUAGGGUAUUUACAGGGUUGCUAAUUAAUCUACUGCUGUUUUUAGCAUGAUUAUUUAGUAAUACAGCAGGUCUUAUUAAUAAAGCGAAGUUUUAACUUUAGGAUAUUAAUUGUGCAUACCUCACUGCAUUAGUUGUGUAGGAGGUGUUAUGUGAACAGAUUUUGAUGGUUUGUAUGGUAAAUAUUGGUUAUUUUUCACUCAUUCUGGUCAGUUUCAUCCUUGUCAAAGGAAACUUGCACUGCUGUAGCACAUACUGUACAUGCAAUCCUUUUUCUAAAUGUUUACAGGGUCUUCAGUAAUUUACAGUAGCAUCAAGUACUUUGUCUUUAAAAACCCUCUGAAAUCAAAAAUUGGGAGUUUUGUGAUUUAAAAAAAAAAAAAUUUAAGGCAAGCCUUUCACAUUGUGAUACCCCAACUAACUUUUUCAAUAGGAAAAACAUCAAAACGGGACUAAAAACUCCACUCUAAACAGAAUUUCAUGGGGUUUUUAAUACUACAAUAAUAAGAUACUGAGUGUGUUUACAUGCACAAUUCAGCUCAUUCUAAAAUCCCAGCAAUGCAAGAAACACUUACAUGAGAUUUGAAAUCAUCGGUUUACAUACAGUAUGCAAACACGAAAAAUAAACGGCCAGGAUUGUGUCUUAAAAAGUUUAUGACCUUCAGCUGAUAAAAGAAAACCUCUUGUGUGUUUACAUGACCUUACAUGCUGCUGGGUUAUUAAACAUAAUCAGUGGAAGACCGUGCAAGUAAACACACUCAUUGUCAGUACAGAGUUCAGAAAUGCAGUAUUUUGAAUAGAAAUAAAGUUGAAAGCCUUUAGGGAAGUCAUCAUAGCUAUGGCCAGUAUCAUUAAAUGGUGUUUACUCUUUUCUAUUAUGAUGUUUUCACUUGGCCAUUUGCUCUCAUUUUGUUAGGAUAAUGUGUCUUGGAUGCACAUAGCAAUAAAAUGAAGCACUGUAAUAAAUGAUUUUCUACAAUGCUUGUACGUUUGUGGUUUUGCCAUUAAAUGAACUUUGUCUCCUG
This is a messenger RNA of Cyprinus carpio (common carp), 3732 nucleotides long. Its product is annotated as kelch domain-containing protein 8A. Gene Ontology annotation, molecular function: protein binding. The record is from RefSeq and is a predicted model, not a curated record. NCBI's taxonomy places the organism in Eukaryota, Metazoa, Chordata, Actinopteri, Cypriniformes, Cyprinidae.